AGUGGUUGUAACACUUUCAGUAAUUCUCCUUUUUUGCCAAGAAAUAUGUAAAUCCUGACUUGGGAUCACAGUCAAAUGUCGAUUCGUGCUAAUAGGGUUUCUCGACGGCGUGAUUGCAGCCGGAAUUUACAGGAUACCGGAUGAUUCCGGUGCAAUUAACAGUAUGAAGCUCCGAUAGGAUUCAUUCAUGUCGAAAUUUUCUGAUUUGUUUUUUGUUUUGGGAAAAGUAGUGCCCUUUCCGAGUUUUGUCCGGAUACUUGUACAAAAUCCAAUCUUUAUGGACAAGAUUCAUGUUUUUUUUUGGGUAAAGGUCGGAUCUUUUUGAGUUUGGGAGGCUGUCUUGAUGACCGAGUGCAUCAUGUGACCUUUGCACAUAAAUUACUUGUGUUGAAGCUCCAUGUGUCAAGCUGAGAGUGAUAAGGCUUUGUAGCAGAAACCCUCACAGAUCCUCUGUCUGAAAAAAGGGAGGGAGAGAGAAAAAAGCACCCAGAAAAAUGUGGAGACAGGUCGAAAUCCGACAAGCCUUUUUCAUGAGCCUCAUCUCUCCUGCCUAAGAGCUCUCAGAACAAGUCGCCGGGUCCUGUAUGGUUUAGCUCUGGUCUGAUUUUGGGGGCAUCAGGAGAGAGAGACAUGUCUGCUGAAUCGAGCUCAGGUUCCAGCGAUCACAGCAUCAAAGUUGUACCCACGCAUGGCGGGCGCUACAUUCAGUACAACGUGUAUGGACAGCUCUUUGAAGUUUCCAGGAAAUAUGUCCCUCCCAUUCGUCCGAUCGGUAGAGGUGCUUGCGGUAUUGUCUGUGCUGCGGUGAAUUCAGAGACGGGAGAGAAGGUGGCCAUCAAGAAGAUUGGUAAUGCUUUUGAUAACAUUAUCGAUGCCAAAAGAACACUGCGAGAAAUUAAGCUUCUCAGGAACAUGGAUCAUGAAAACGUAAUCACUAUCAAGGAUAUCAUCCGACCUCCACAACGGGAGAAUUUCAAUGAUGUUUACAUCGUCUACGAGUUAAUGGAUACAGAUCUUCAGCGAAUCAUUCGUUCUGACCAACCUCUGAGCGAUCACCAAUGUCGGUACCUUCUGUACCAGCUGUUGAGAGGGCUCAAGUACGUGCACUCGGCCAAUGUGUUGCAUCGCGAUCUAAGGCCGAGCAAUUUGCUUCUCAGUGGGAAAUGCGAUUUAAAGAUUGGAGAUUUUGGGCUUGCAAGAACGACUUCAGAGACAGACUUCAUGACAGAAUACGUUGUGACCCGCUGGUAUCGAGCUCCUGAGUUACUCCUGAACUGUUCAGAGUAUACUGCAGCAAUCGACAUUUGGUCAGUGGGUUGCAUUCUUGGUGAAAUCAUGACGAGGCAACCGUUGUUUCCGGGCAAAGAUUAUGUUCACCAGCUUAGGCUUAUUACAGAGCUCGUAGGUUCUCCGGACAAUUCCAGCUUAGGAUUCCUCCGGAGUGACAACGCAAGAAGAUAUGUCAGGCAGCUUCCACGAUACCCAAAACAACAGUUUACUGACAGAUUCCCGAACAUGGCACCGGCUGCUGUUGAUCUUCUGGAGAGAAUGCUUGUCUUUGAUCCUCACCGGCGUAUCACAGUUGACGAGGCUCUGUGCCAUCCGUACAUGUCACCUCAUCACGACAUAGAGGCAGAACCUGUCUGCUCGGCUCCUUUCAGUUUUGAUUUCGAGCACCCUUCUUGCACUGAAGAACACAUAAAGGAGCUCAUCUACAACGAGUCCGUGAAAUUCAAUCCACAUCACUGAAAUCAUUUCUCGCCCCGGGAAGGGGAAUCGUCCUGAGGGUUCGAUUAUUCAGGCAAAGACUCUGUCUCAACUGGUACCUGUCCUGAGUUCAGUGUGAAUUCAGAUCAGUUCCAUCUUUUAUCUCAAAGCCCAUUUUAGUUGUACAUUUGCUAUGAUAUAUACAUAUAUAUAUAUAUA
Tarenaya hassleriana is the source of this 1926-nucleotide messenger RNA. Its product is annotated as mitogen-activated protein kinase 12. The coding region runs from base 631 to 1749 and encodes 372 amino acids. Gene Ontology annotation, biological process: protein phosphorylation; intracellular signal transduction. Lineage: Eukaryota; Viridiplantae; Streptophyta; Magnoliopsida; Brassicales; Cleomaceae. Gene Ontology annotation, cellular component: nucleus; cytoplasm. The record is from RefSeq and is a predicted model, not a curated record. Gene Ontology annotation, molecular function: ATP binding; protein serine/threonine kinase activity; protein tyrosine kinase activity. The transcript is spliced from 7 exons.